ACAAUUGGUAUUUCUUUGAAUCCACUAUUGAGUCGAUGCUGCGGGGUUGGUGGGCGAUUCUAAGACCGAGGCCAAAUCCACCCAAAUAUUAAAACAAAGGCAGCUGCCUGUCCUCCUCACUUUCUACAUACCCCCUCAGUCAAAAUUUGCAAGUGGCAGACAACACUUCUCUAUUGUUUCUUUUGCUUUGAUUCAUAGUGCUAUGGCUCAUAAUGUUCAAGUACUUCCAUGGGGAACAGCGGUUGCCGUGGGCGGUCCUGCUGUUGCAUUAGGUGGGCUUUCCUUAUUGUUUCUGAAAGCAUAUGCUGAUGAUCAGAGGAGGAAGUCGUCUUCCAACCUUCCGCUGGUCCCUGAGGUACCGGGGCUACCGUUGAUUGGGAAUUUGCUGCAGCUGAAGGAGAAAAAACCCCACAGGACUUUUGCUAGAUGGGCUGAGACUUACGGACCCAUUUAUUCUAUCCAAACUGGUGCCAACAAAAUUGUUGUCCUCAACUCUAAUGAUGUUGCUAAGGAGGCUAUGGUGACUAGAUACUCAUCCAUCUCAACAAGGAAACUAUCAAAGGCACUCACUAUUCUCACUGCUGGUAAAAAUAUUAUUGCAAUGAGUGAUUAUGAUGAGUUCUACAAGACGGCAAAGAAGCAUAUACUCAUCAGUACUUUAGGAACACAUGCACAGAGACGACAUCGUGCCCACAGAGAUGCACUGACAGAGAAUAUUUGUAAUGAAUUGCACGCUUCUCUAAAUGAAAAUCCCCUUGAAGCUGUAAAUUUCAGGGACAUAUACCUGCCUGAACUUUUCCGCUUAGGACUAAAAGAAGUUCUGGGAGAGGAUGUCGAGUCCAUUUACGUGGAGGAAUUUGGAACUACAUUCUCAAAGGAAGAGCUACUUAAGGUCUUAGUGCAUGACCUGAUGGUGGGGGCAAUUGAGGUGGACUGGAGAGAUUUCUUCCCUUUUCUGAGCUGGAUUCCUAAUAAAAGUUUUGAAGACAAAAUCCAUCAAAUGGAUCUCCGCAGGGGAGCAGCCACGAAAGCCCUUAUUAAGCAGCAGAGGAAACACUUCAAACCAGGACAGGAAAUAAACUGUUACCUAGACAGCUUAUUGUCCGAUGAAAAGGCAUUUACUGAGGAACAAAUAAUGAUGUUAAUCUGGGAGGGAAUAAUUGAAACAUCAGACACUACUUUGGUAACUGCAGAAUGGGCAAUGUAUGAACUUGCAAAGGAUCCAGCAAAACAGGACCGUCUGUUUCGCGAAAUCAAAAAUGUUUGUGGACCCAACAAGGUUACCGAGGAGAACAUGUGUAAACUCCCUUAUUUGUCUGCCAUAUUUCAUGAAACUUUGAGGAGACACAGUCCUGUGCCCGUAGUUCCUCUGAGAUAUGUGCAUGAAGAUACAGUGAUAGGCGGAUAUCAUAUUCCUGCUGGAACUGAGAUUGCUAUCAACCUUUACGGGUGUAACAUGGACAAAGAAAGGUGGGAAAACCCUGAACAGUGGAUUCCUGAGAGAUUUCUUGAUGGGAUGCAUGAUUACAUGGAAUUGCACAAGACGACUGCCUUUGGAGGUGGAAAGAGGGUAUGUGCAGGUGCUCUUCAGGCUAUGUUGAUCGCGUGCAUUACAAUUGCGAGGUUAGUGCAGGAGUUUGAAUGGAGACUUGCAGAUGGAGAAGAAGAAAAUGUGGAUAUUGUCGGGCUUACCAACCUAAAACUUCAUCCCCUGCGAGCAAUCAUAAAGCCAAGAACCUGAUUGGAAAGCCUCAACCAUCUUGGUUCAUGCCUAGAGUUGGUAACUUCAGAUACAAUAUGUAAUCUUUAUCUUAAUGUAUCUCCGUCAUUUUUGAGUCAUUAAGAAUGGGGAAUUUUAUGUUCCAGCUUCUGGAGCUCCAUAUCUUCUGUAUGGUACAUAAAACGAGGGCUGAAAAAUGUUGCUGUUGUUUAAUGGCCUAUAUUAGGAAGUCUUGAGUGAUGACUGGAGAGGUGGAGUAGCUUCUUGUAUGAAACAAAAGAAUCAUGCUGAUUGCAACUUGGUUUCGAAUAAAUGGUUUUUUCUAAAUUA
This is a messenger RNA of Coffea eugenioides, 2050 nucleotides long. RefSeq names its product ent-kaurene oxidase, chloroplastic-like. The transcript is spliced from 8 exons. The coding region runs from base 203 to 1741 and encodes 512 amino acids. Gene Ontology annotation, cellular component: chloroplast outer membrane; endoplasmic reticulum. Lineage: Eukaryota; Viridiplantae; Streptophyta; Magnoliopsida; Gentianales; Rubiaceae. The record is from RefSeq and is a predicted model, not a curated record. Gene Ontology annotation, molecular function: heme binding; iron ion binding; ent-kaurene oxidase activity. Gene Ontology annotation, biological process: gibberellin biosynthetic process.